GUCACAGAUCUUGAGGACCUCUUGAGUGGCGUGACAGACCUCAGAGAGGACAGCACGAUGCGCAUUUCUCCCAAGGCGGAGAAGAUGAACUCAAACGACAUGACGAUGUCGAUGACCUCGGAGUAUGCGGGCAAGUUGUCGCCGAGCUACGCAAACAGCCACCUCAAGGCGCAGGCAACUGUCGAGCAGCUGUUGAGCGAAUACGCCCCGGGCCGCACUGAGUUGAUGUUGAUCAGGCUCAAGUCGGGCUUGGACUACUUCGCUGGUUUUCUGGUCCUCAUGAACUCAAUGGUCCUCCUCCUUCAGUUCGAGAUGGAGGGAAG
Molecule: messenger RNA, 323 nt
Organism: Symbiodinium sp. CCMP2456
Lineage: Eukaryota; Dinophyceae; Suessiales; Symbiodiniaceae
Source: the annotation of a GenBank genome assembly